Molecule: messenger RNA, 1721 nt
Organism: Nannospalax galili (Upper Galilee mountains blind mole rat)
Lineage: Eukaryota; Metazoa; Chordata; Mammalia; Rodentia; Spalacidae
Gene: Yipf5
Product: Yip1 domain family member 5
Exons: 6
Coding region: 169-942 (257 amino acids)
Biological process (GO): regulation of ER to Golgi vesicle-mediated transport; vesicle fusion with Golgi apparatus; endoplasmic reticulum to Golgi vesicle-mediated transport
Cellular component (GO): membrane; trans-Golgi network
Source: RefSeq, a predicted model, not a curated record
ACUAACACGCCUGCGCAGGCGGGCGUGACCCGGAAGCAGUUCUUUGGCCUGUGACACGUAGCAACGGAGCUGGUGAAGGACUGGAACUGAGUUUCGGGCGUUAUUUGGGGCCCCCGGAGCCGCCGCCGCCUCCGCCGUUUCUGUUGCCUGCGUGUCCGAUCAUUUGCAAUGUCAGGCUUUGAUAACUUAAACUCGGGUUUCUACCAGACAAGCUACAGCAUCGAUGACCAAUCUCAGCAAUCCUAUGAUUAUGGAGGAAGUGGAGGACCCUACAGCAAGCAAUAUGCUGGCUAUGACUACUCGCAGCAAGGACGAUUUGUCCCUGCAGACAUGAUGCAGCCACGGCAGCCGUACACUGGGCAGAUUUACCAGCCAACUCAGUCCUAUGCUGCAGCUCCACCUCAGCCGUUCUUUGGAAACAGCUUUGAGGAGGAGCCACCUCUACUAGAAGAGCUAGGUAUAAAUUUUGACCACAUCUGGCAAAAAACACUAACUGUGCUACAUCCAUUAAAAGUAGCAGAUGGCAGCAUCAUGAAUGAAACAGACUUAGCAGGACCUAUGGUUUUUUGCCUUGCCUUUGGAGCCACAUUGUUACUGGCUGGCAAAAUCCAGUUUGGCUAUGUGUAUGGGAUCAGUGCAAUUGGAUGUCUAGGAAUGUUUUGCUUAUUGAAUUUAAUGAGUAUGACAGGUGUUUCAUUUGGUUGUGUGGCAAGUGUUCUGGGGUACUGCCUCCUUCCCAUGAUCCUGCUUUCCAGCUUCGCAGUGAUAUUUUCUUUACAAGGAAUGGUGGGAAUCCUUCUCACUGCUGGGAUUAUUGGAUGGUGUAGUUUUUCUGCUUCCAAGAUUUUCAUUUCUGCCCUAGCCAUGGAUGGACAGCAACUUUUAGUAGCAUAUCCUUGUGCUUUGUUGUAUGGAGUCUUUGCCCUAAUUUCCGUGUUUUGAACUGAAUUUUUCUGGGAUGUGGAUAUCAGUGGGCCAGAUUCACAAAAAGGACCUAAAACUCGUAAAAUUGGACCAGCAAAGUACAGCGGCACAAUUCAUGCUGAGUUCCAGUAGACUUGAAGCAAUGAAGUAAAUGUGUCUCCUGUUCAUCUUUAUAGUACAGUUGAAAGCUGUAUGGAAUUACCUGCAGUGCCACUAGCUUUAAGAACUUGUGCUCAUACAGAUAAGAAAUGCUAUUUCUUUCCUGAUCCUGCAAGAGUUGGAAACAACCCUUACAAAUCAUAUAAUGUUUUUGAUAGAUUUUUAUUAACUGGAAAACCAACCGCAAAGCUGAUAAUCUUUCUUAAGAACAACCCAGUUAUAGUAAAGAAGAAACAAGACUUACUGCAGAAAUAUUUUUCCAAGGAAUUAGGAAUGAAAAACUACCCAUAUCCUCAAGUGGGCUGAAGUAAAACAAAGUAAAAAAUCCCAAUGCAGAGUUUUCUGAGUUUGCAGUUCAAAAGUCUGACAUUCCCGUAAAUGAUCUUAUAAAACUUCAGCUGCAAUUUGGAGAUAAGCAGCUUACAGUCUACCUUAGAUAUGGAAUGUGAGCAGCUGUUUAGAUCCUGAUGUUAACUAAAUCUCAAAGACCACAUCCAUACUUAAUUCUGUCUCCACAUCUUCCAGAAGAAAGAAAGUCACUAACUUUUUUUGAGAAAAAUAUUUAAAAUUUCACAAUUUCAGUAUUGCAGUUAUCAAUGUAUAGUGCAUUUGAUGCUUAUUAAAUUUUUCCCAAUUAA